AGUUCAGGAAGAAAUGCUAUGAGGAAGCACUUGGAGACUAUUCUUGGUGCCCGCUGAUAUUACAACUUUGUUUUCUACCCGAUAAACCCCAUUUCCUUGGUGUAUACUUAUAUAGUUAUAGUUCUUCUAGAGAUCAUCUCACCACACCUUGUUUCUCGUGUUACCCCUGGUUCCCUGGUUACCUGGUUACCCCCUCCUGUCCAGAUAUCAUCACCACAAGAUGGAAGUGGGAGUAAGAUGGAUUUGCCAGACUCUCACCAUUGCCUGUUGGUGCCUCACUGCUGUAAGAUCAGAAGAAGAAAAAGAGAAGGGGAAAGAGUGUAAUAACAUCAGUUACACUGACCCGAACAGACAAAAAGACGAGAACCUUAUAGACUGUCCGGACAACCAGGCCUACUUCCUAGUAGUUGCAGCUGCGUUUAUUGGGGGGCUGGUAGUUUCAUACGUCGUCCUGCAGUUCAUUAUCAAAUGCUCUCAGAUAGGCGCCCCCGCUGCCAAGAAAAAGGGUGCGGACAAGAAGAAGGAGGAGAAGAAGCCAAAAGAAGAGAAGAAGGAGAAGACGAAGGAGGAGGCCACCUCAAGUACAGGAGCGAAUGGAGGGGUCGCUACAAAUGCUUAGUAUGGUGGUGUGUUCUGCUAAUACCGGGGGUAGCGGCUGGAGAUAACAACACGGACUGUUCGGGUCCGGACUCGGAUUGUCUGAGUGUUGAUGUGAUCCUCUUCAUCAUGUUCUUAGGGGCAGUUACUCUGGGCAUGUUCCUCUCCUGGGUCAUUCUGUGGAUCAUCAUGAGGGUCAGCAGGAAGAAGUGAGUAAGAGUCAGUAAAGGGAGGAAGACACCGAGAAAGUGAAGUAUACCACAACAUCAGAGGUUACUUGAAACGAGAGCUCAGUAGAGUUCUGACAAGGCCGACUCAGCAAGCCACAAACACACUAAACGACUAUUCGGUGAGCCUGCCAACUACAUUGUAUUUAUACAUUAUACAAUUACAUUGUAUGUAUACAUUAUACAACCCAUUUUUCCGGCCAUAAGAAUGAAUAUCAGGCACUAAUAGUGACAUAACUGAUAAGGGGUCGUUCACAUAUUACGUAAUCACUUUUUGGUCAAUUUUUUACCCCCCCCGGCCCCCCUCGACUCCGUAAUCAGUUUUACACAUAAAUAUUGUAUCAAAAUAUACUAGCGUAAUCAUUUGGAAACCCCCCUCCCCCCUCGGCUGAUCACGUGAUAUAUGCGAACGACCCCAAAGACAGCAGUUGCUUUUACUUUUUUAAAUUCCAUGAGUAUCGAAUAUCGAUGACUGUUAACUUAGUCGAUCACUAACCAGUGCUCGAAUGUAUUUGAUUUAAGUUAUCCAAAAUUAUUGAAUGAUCGUCUUUUAUUUAAAUAUUCGUUGUUA
Bolinopsis microptera is the source of this 1395-nucleotide messenger RNA. RefSeq lists its product as uncharacterized. Bases 221 to 619 code for a protein of 132 amino acids. The record is from RefSeq and is a predicted model, not a curated record. Lineage: Eukaryota; Metazoa; Ctenophora; Tentaculata; Lobata; Bolinopsidae. The transcript is spliced from 2 exons.